AUGGCGCUCACCAGCUUUUUACCUGCAGCUACUCAGCUCUCUCAGGACCAGCUUGAGGCUGAAGAAAAGGCAAGAUCCCAGAGAUCAUGGCACACCUCACUGGUCUGCUCCCGAAGAGAACCUCCCCAAUACGGGUACCGGCAAGGCUGGAUACCUCGGUUAUUAGAGGAUUUUGGAGAUGGAGGUGCUUUCCCAGAGAUCCAUGUGGCCCAGUAUCCACUGGAUAUGGGGCAAAAGAAAAAAAUGUCAAAUGCCCUGGCCAUUCAGGUGGAUGCUGAAGGAAAAAUUAAAUAUGAUGCCAUUGCUCGGCAAGGACAGUCAAAAGACAAGGUCAUUUAUAGCAAGUACACUGACCUGGUUCCCAAGGAGGUCAUGAAUGCAGACGACCCAGACCUGCAAAGACCGGAUGAAGAAGCUAUUAAAGAGAUAACAGAAAAGACCAGGGUGGCCUUAGGAAAAUCUGUAUCACAGAAGGUUGCUGCGGCCAUGCCAGCUCGAGCGGCUGAUAAACUGGCUCCCGCUCAGUAUAUCCGGUACACGCCAUCUCAGCAAGGACUGGCUUUCAACUCUGGGGCAAAACAGAGGGUUAUUCGUAUGGUGGAAAUGCAGAGAGAUCCAAUGGAACCUCCAAGGUUCAAGAUUAAUGAGAGAAUUCCCCGAGGACCACCUUCUCCUCCCACACCUGUCAUGCAUUCUCCUAGCCGAGAGAUGACUGUGAAGGAGCAACAGGAGUGGAAGAUUCCUCCGUGUAUUUCAAACUGGAAAAAUGCAAAGGGCUAUACAGUUCCGCUAGACAAACGUCUGGCUGCUGAUGGAAGAGGACUGCAGACAGUUCACAUCAAUGAAAAUUUUGCUAAGCUGGCCGAAGCCCUCUACAUUGCUGAUCGGAAGGCUCGUGAAGCCGUGGAAAUGCGUGCCCAAGUAGAGAGAAAGAUGGCGCAGAAAGAAAAAGAGAAACAUGAAGAGAAACUGAGAGGAAUGGCCCAGAAAGCUAGGGAGAGGAGAGCUGGGAUCAAAACCCAUGUGGAAAAAGAGGAUGGGGAGGCACGUGAGAGGGAUGAAAUUCGGCACCACGGGCGGAAAGAGAGACAGCAUGACCGGAAUCUUUCCAGGGCAGCGCCCCAUAAGAGGUCGAAACGGCAGAGAAAUGAAAAUCGAGAUAUCAGCGAGGUCAUCGCUCUUGGUGUGCCCAAUCCCCGGACUUCCAACCAAGUUCAAUAUGACCAAAGGCUGUUCAACCAAUCCAAGGGCAUGGACAGUGGUUUUGCAGGUGGAGAAGAUGAAAUUUACAAUGUGUAUGAUCGCGCCUGGAGAGGUGGUAAAGAUAUGGCCCAGAAUAUUUACAGGCCCAGUAAAAAUCUGCAUAAGGACAUGUAUGGUGAUGAUCUAGAAGCCAGAAUGAAGACCAACAGAUUCGUUCCCGAUAAGGAGUUUUCUGGUUCAGACCAUAGGCAAAGAGGUAGAGAAGGACCAGUUCAGUUUGAGGAAGAUCCUUUUGGUUUGGACAAGUUCCUGAAAGAAGCCAAACAGCACGGUGGCUCCAAAAGACCCUCAGAUAGCAGCCGCCCUAAGGAACAUGAGCAUGAAGGCAAAAAGAGGAGGAAGGAAUAG
Myotis myotis is the source of this 1611-nucleotide messenger RNA. Its product is annotated as SNW domain-containing protein 1-like. Gene Ontology annotation, cellular component: spliceosomal complex. The coding region runs from base 1 to 1611 and encodes 536 amino acids. The transcript has a single exon. NCBI's taxonomy places the organism in Eukaryota, Metazoa, Chordata, Mammalia, Chiroptera, Vespertilionidae. Gene Ontology annotation, biological process: mRNA splicing, via spliceosome. The record is from RefSeq and is a predicted model, not a curated record.